UCCAAGCCUCAAAAGGCAUCCACCCACCAUCAGAGAGAGAGAGAGAGAGAGAGAGAGUCGUCUCCUUUGUUUCAACUCCUUUUUAAUGGAUUUGUUUGUGCAAGCCCAAACUCAAAAUCCUCCCAAAACCCAUCCACUACACUGCCUCACUCUCAACAAUACACAUCAAGAACAGCAGCUGCAGCUGCACCAAGAAUCAUCAGUAGUGAUCAUGAGCAAUAAUAAUAACCCAAUUGCCCAAUUUCAUCAAGAAGAGGACCAAAAAACCAAGACUGGUAAGUGGUACAUGCUUCUUUUGGUGAUCAACUACUUGUGCCUAUUUGUGGGUUCAGUCUCUUCUAGCUUGCUUUCUAAGUUCUAUUUCAUCCACAAAGGUUCAAGUAGAUGGGUCUCUACAUGGGUCCAAUCUGCUGGUUUCCCUCUUCUUCUCCUCCCCAUUUAUCUCCCUUAUUAUCUCUUCAAAUGCAAUGAGAGAAGACCCUUUGAUCGCUUCACUCCAAGAAUAUUAAUGUUGUCAAUUUUGAUAGGACUCAUGUUAGGCCUAAAUAACCUUCUCUUCUCAUGGGGGAAUUCCUAUCUCCCGGUUUCAACCUCAUCUCUGCUUCUAUCAUCCCAACUCAUAUUCAAUCUCAUUCUCUCAGUCAUCAUCGUAAAACAAAAAAUCACCUUCCAAAAUCUCAACUGCGUAAUCCUUCUAACUCUAAGCUCAGUCCUUCUAGCCUUAGGUUCAAGCCACGACAGGCCUCAAGGCUUAACCCCAACCAAAUACUUCAUAGGAUUCUUCUCCACAGUAGGAGCAGGCUUGUUAUUUGCCCUGUACUUACCAGUGAUGGAAAGGAUAUACAAGAAUGUUCACUGCUACGGGAUGGUGAUGGAAAUGCAGCUAGUGAUGGAAAUUGCAGCCACCGCACUAGCCACCGCUGGGAUGGCAACAGAUGGAGGAUUCAGAGAGAUGAAAAGAGAAAGCAAGAACGAAUUCGAUAAAGGAGUGAAGUGGUAUUGGAUGACAGUGAUAGGGAACGUAGUAACAUGGCAGUUGUGCUUUAUGGGGACGGCGGGGAUGGUCUUUCUGACGUCGUCGCUGACCGGAGGGAUAUGCAUGACGGCGCUGCUGGGCAUGAACGUGGUAGGAGGAGUAUUGGUGUAUGGAGAUGAGUUUGGUGGAGUGAAGGUGGUGUCCACUUUGCUUUGUGUGUGGGGUUUCUGUUCUUAUGUGUAUGGAAUGUACCUUAAAAUGAAGGACCAGAAAGAGCUUCGAGAAAAGGAGGAAAAAAAUCUUGGGAUGGAGAUUGCUCAUGUUGUAGCUGCCAAUAACAGUGUUUAAUUGAUGGUUAUCAUCAAUUUUUGUUUUU
Molecule: messenger RNA, 1352 nt
Organism: Hevea brasiliensis (rubber tree)
Lineage: Eukaryota; Viridiplantae; Streptophyta; Magnoliopsida; Malpighiales; Euphorbiaceae
Product: probable purine permease 4
Exons: 1
Coding region: 86-1324 (412 amino acids)
Cellular component (GO): membrane
Molecular function (GO): purine nucleoside transmembrane transporter activity
Source: RefSeq, a predicted model, not a curated record